CGGGCGGCGCGGGCCGUGCACUCGGGGGCUCUCCGCGCGGGUUCGGGCCCGCAGCAUGGCGCGGCCGGACGGCGAGGAGGGCACGGCGGGCGCGCCGUCCAAGGGCUUCCUGCCGGUGCCCGCGGCCGCGGAGAGCACCGGGGCCGCCCCGGGCGGGGGGGGGGAGGAGGAGGGGGAGGAGGCGCGGCGCGGGGCGCGGGACGGGGACCCCCCGGAGGAGGAGCCGGGCGCGCGGCUGCUGCCGGGCCCGGGCGGGGAGACCCCGCGCGCCUCGGGGCCGAGGACGGCGCUGUCGCGGCGCCGCUUCGCCGUGCUGCUGGUGUUCAGCCUGUACUCGCUGGUGAACGCCUUCCAGUGGAUCCAGUACAGCAUCAUCAGCAACGUGUUCGAGGGCUUCUACGGCGUGUCGCUGCUGCACGUGGACUGGCUGUCCAUGGUCUACAUGCUGGCCUACGUGCCGCUCGUGCUGCCCGCCACCUGGCUGCUGUCCGCGCGCGGCCUGCGGCUCAGCGCGCUGCUCGGCUCCGGCCUCAACUGCCUGGGCGCCUGGGUCAAGUGCGCCAGCGUGCGGCCGCAGGGCUUCUGGGUCACCAUGCUGGGCCAGGGCCUCUGCUCCGUGGCCCAGGUCUUCAUCCUCGGCCUGCCCUCCCGCCUGGCCUCCGUGUGGUUCGGGCCCAAGGAGGUGUCCACGGCCUGCGCCACCGCCGUGCUGGGCAACCAGCUCGGAACCGCAGUUGGCUUUUUGCUGCCCCCAGUCCUGGUGCCUAACACCCAGAAUGACACAGCGCUUCUGGCCCACAACAUCAGCAUCAUGUUUUACGGAACUUCAGGCGUCUCCACCCUUUUAUUUAUGUUGACCAUAAUUGCCUUCAAGGACAAGCCGAAGCACCCCCCCAGCCAGUCGCAGGCCGCCCUGCAGGACAGCCCCCCCGAGGACUUCUCCUACCGGCGUUCCAUCAGGAACCUCUUCAGAAACGUCCCUUUCGUCCUCCUGCUGGUCACCUAUGGAAUCAUGACUGGAGCUUUCUACUCCGUCUCCACACUGCUGAACCAGAUGAUACUGACAUAUUACCAGGGAGAAGAGGUGAAUGCAGGCAGGAUCGGGCUGACGCUGGUGGUGGCCGGGAUGGUGGGCUCCAUCCUCUGCGGCUUGUGGCUGGACUACACCAAGACAUACAAACAGACCACCCUGAUCGUGUACGUCCUGUCAUUUGUUGGGAUGGCUGUCUUCACCUUCACCCUGGACCUGGGUUACAUCGUCGUCGUGUUUGUGACCGGAGGCGUGUUGGGCUUCUUCAUGACCGGCUACCUCCCGCUGGGCUUCGAGUUUGCCGUGGAGAUCACCUACCCUGAGCCCGAGGGCACCUCCUCUGGCCUGCUGAACGCCGCCGCCCAGAUCUUUGGCAUCUUGUUCACUCUGGCCCAAGGAAAGCUCACGUCAGACUACAGCCCCAAGGCAGGAAACCUUUUCCUGUGUGUGUGGAUGUUUCUAGGCAUCAUCCUCACAGCGCUGAUCAAGUCUGACCUGAGGAGACACAAUGUAAACAUAGGCGUCGCCAACGGGGACGUGAAGGCGGUGCCGGCCGACAGUCCCACGGAGCGAGAGGCCGGGAGCAGGCUGAUGGGCCCGCAGCUGGAGUCGGCCAUCUGACGCUGCUACCGACCGGGACAGUGCGGGACAGUGCGGGACCUCUCCGCUUCACUCUUCACGGAGCUCCGCUGUGCCUCGGACCCAGCCGCCCCUCACGACACCCGGCUCUGUGCCCGCUGCCCUUCCCCUCCUCAGGCGUAGCCCGUCAGAAGAUGCCGUUCCCAGGUCCCGUGU
Erinaceus europaeus (western European hedgehog) is the source of this 1825-nucleotide messenger RNA. RefSeq names its product FLVCR choline and heme transporter 1 (gene FLVCR1). Gene Ontology annotation, molecular function: heme binding; heme transmembrane transporter activity. Bases 56 to 1651 code for a protein of 531 amino acids. The record is from RefSeq and is a predicted model, not a curated record. The transcript is spliced from 10 exons. Gene Ontology annotation, biological process: heme export; mitochondrial transport; transmembrane transport. Gene Ontology annotation, cellular component: mitochondrion; membrane. Lineage: Eukaryota; Metazoa; Chordata; Mammalia; Eulipotyphla; Erinaceidae.